This is a messenger RNA of Neolamprologus brichardi, 1726 nucleotides long. Lineage: Eukaryota; Metazoa; Chordata; Actinopteri; Cichliformes; Cichlidae. The record is from RefSeq and is a predicted model, not a curated record.
UUGACCCCAGAGGAGGAAAGGAGUAUGACGGUUGGGAGGACAUAACGAGGAUCACACACAAUUACACCGAUUUCUGGCUGUAUGGAAUAACCAGCGAACCAGCUGAACUCUGUGACAGUGAGCCUUUCAUGAUCCACAGCGGAUAAAUGUCAGUGGAAAGCAUCCCAGCAACUCCACCGCGUGUCGGGGUCUGAUGCAAUCUGAGAAGUGUCGACUCAGCAACCACAGCGCGGAGAGUGAAAUUUGGCUGAGCUUCCGGUGCCGCUCCAGCCGUUACCGCCACCGUCAGGGAUUCAGAACCCCUACGACUGCCAACAUGUCGAAAGUGAACAGGGGUUCUCAUGGAUGCCGGGCCAUGGUAAUAGCAAGAAAGUACCUAUCGGGUCCGUCCUCCCCGGUCCUGACGCGGAGCUCCAGCCAGCGUCAGCGGAAAAUGCUGAGCCGGCAGCACCGCAUGGCGAGCUGCAACGCGGCCGGUACCGAAGGAAACCCCGCGGCGCUGGCCCAGCAGGAGCACCUGGGGUAUUUCUCCACCGGUGGACGACGCGCGAAGACCAACCUGAAUCUGAUUUACCGGGACGUGAAAGCUUUCCUCGGUGAAGUUGGUGGAGAUCCCCGGGAGGCUCGGUACUGGUUGACCCAGUUCCAGAAAGCGACUUCGGGUCAUUCUCCCGCCUUUGCUGUUCUGGAGGUGGACAGGUCAGCGUUUGACAGCAGGGAAAUGGUUCAGAGCCUGGCUUUUGGCCUGUCCUUCCUGCAGCGGAUGGAUAUGAAGCCUGUGGUGGUUAUGGGCUGGUCAGAUCACCUGGAGACAGGGCUCGCCAAAGCAGAGUUUGGGUCUGAGUGCAUGAAAGGACUAGUGAAUCGGUGCCAGCAGCUGACUGAGGCGCUGCAGCAGCACACUGCCAGCGUCCUGCCGUUCUUCUCUGCAGAGUCACUCCUACUUCUGCAUGAAGCACCGCAGGGAAGCAGUGCGCCUCCAUCCAUUACUAUGGAUACCAACCUCCUCCAGUGGAGUCUGAACUGUGGGGCAAUCCCACUGGUUUGUCCGGUAGGCAGGGACGCGCAAGGUUGCUCGGUAAUGUUGGACCCGACAGAGGUGACGGCGGCAAUAUCCCGAACCCUGCAUCCACACAAAGUCAUGUUCCUGAACAACUUUGGGGGCCUGCAAAGCCAAGAACAAAAGGUGCUAGGUACAGUGUCGCUGCCUGCUGACCUACCUGGCCUGUCCACUGCGACUUGGUUAAGCGCACCAGAACGCCAAAGAGUGACCGCCAUAGCCAGACUUCUCAAUCAGUUGCCAGCUGAGUCCUCUGCUGUGAUCACAUCGGCAGACACGUUGCUGACCGAACUGUUCAGCCACAGAGGGUCUGGAACACUUUUUAAAAAUGGAGACCCCAUACACCGGUAUAACUCUCUAGAUGGAAUUGAUGUGGAUUGUUUGCUGGCGCUCAUCAACAAGUCGUUUGAGAAAACUCUGAAGAAAUGCUACAUUGACUCUCUGAAAGGCCGACUCCACUCCAUCUACCUUUCUGAAGGGUACAGCGCAGCAGCUAUCGUCACCAUGGAGCCGGUGAACGGCGGCACUCCCUACCUCGACAAGUUUGUGGUGAGCAGCAGUAAGCAGGGCCAGGGCACCAGCCACAUCCUGUGGGAGUGUAUCAGACAGGACCUGGGUAAACUCUUCUGGAGGUCUAGAGCCACCAACAGAAUCAACCCCUGGUAA